UUUUCCCAGUUUAUUGCAGAACGAGGUAAUAAAAUGCCCCAUUUGAAGAUCACUACAAAUGUUUCAAAAAGCUCAAUUCCAAGUAAUUUUUUGAAAGAGACUUCCUCGUUAAUUUCUAAAAUGCUUGGCAAGCCGGAAAGUUAUUGUGUCGUGACAGUUGUUCCCGACCAAAUGAUGAUGUGGGGAGGAGAAGAAGGUCCAUGUGCAAUUGCCCAUCUCAUGAGUAUUGGAAAACUUGGACUACAGGAAAACAAAAAUUACUCUAAACUGCUGGGUGACCACAUUGAGAAGCAUUUAGGUGUAGCUCCUAAUCACAUGUACAUUGAAUAUCAAGAUAUCAAAACAGCUGACCUCGGAUAUGAUAAUACUACUUUCCAUGAUAUCCUUGGCUGAAAUCAAUAAUUGAUCCCUGUCAUGUCUGUCUAAAAAUAUAUACAUCAUAUGUGCAGUUCCAUUU
Molecule: messenger RNA, 457 nt
Organism: Daphnia carinata
Lineage: Eukaryota; Metazoa; Arthropoda; Branchiopoda; Diplostraca; Daphniidae
Product: macrophage migration inhibitory factor-like
Exons: 3
Coding region: 34-393 (119 amino acids)
Molecular function (GO): phenylpyruvate tautomerase activity; cytokine activity
Source: RefSeq, a predicted model, not a curated record